CGUUGCUUUCAGUCAGCUGCUUCCUCAGCUCUGGGAUGAGUUUCUCUCGAAUUUCUUCGGCACAUUUUUAAACAGGAGUCCUGCCAGGCCUCUCAGGGAGCAGGAUCGAACCUGUUACUGCUGCUGAUGGGGGAUAUAAGUAGCCUGGAACACUGGUCUGAACCACACACACAUGCUACGACUGUACCAGCUGCUCACACUGAAGCAGAUAUGAUAAAAGCCACAGUUGUCUGGACAUGUACUUUAGUCAUCUCCCUUUUCGUAGAGUCCUGUCAUGCACAGAAGCUGAACAUCCACUGGGGUCCUCAGUCCAUGAUGUACUUGAAGGGCAAACAUGGCAGGAGGUUUGUGUCGGAGGAUGACAGUAUUUGGAAGCAGAGUCUGCAGGGCUGGUACGCAGUGCUCAAAGGCCUCCAGAGACUGCAGUCACAGGACUUCCGUAAUCCCAGUCACAUCGGAAGCUCAGACCUUAUCCACUACCGCCUGGAGAGAUGAGGCACACAGGGUCAGACUGUCUCGACAUUGGAACUAAACUAACAGUUCACUGAGAACAUGUCCACAAUUACAAAGCACAACAUUUAUAUCACAGCACAACAUUUAUAUCACAGCAGUCUAAUUUAUAUUGAGUAGUACAGGCAAAGACACAAUUGGUGCCAAACCCAACCAGAUCAUGAAAGCUCUGCAUAUGUUGUUACAGUAUAUGAAUGUUUCAAUGUAUCACUGUUUUACAAUUUCCUCACUGAAUUAUGUUUGUAUUUUUCAUCCAUGAA
Messenger RNA from Epinephelus moara (kelp grouper), 770 nucleotides. RefSeq names its product spexin prohormone 2-like. Lineage: Eukaryota; Metazoa; Chordata; Actinopteri; Perciformes; Serranidae. The transcript is spliced from 6 exons. Gene Ontology annotation, molecular function: neuropeptide hormone activity. The record is from RefSeq and is a predicted model, not a curated record. The coding region runs from base 127 to 495 and encodes 122 amino acids.